Molecule: messenger RNA, 993 nt
Organism: Dichotomopilus funicola
Lineage: Eukaryota; Fungi; Ascomycota; Sordariomycetes; Sordariales; Chaetomiaceae
Product: Nitronate monooxygenase
Exons: 3
Coding region: 1-993 (330 amino acids)
Molecular function (GO): nitronate monooxygenase activity
Source: RefSeq, a predicted model, not a curated record
AUGCCUUUCAACACCGAAUUGACCCGCCGCCUCGGCAUUGCAGUCCCCGUCGUCCAAGGUGGCAUGCAACAUGUCGGGACAGCUGAGAUGGCCAGCGCCGUGUCCAACGCUGGCGGCCUGGGUAUCAUUACCGCGCUCAUCUGGCCCGAGCCCGAGGGCCUGCGCCAGGAGAUCCGGAAGUGCCGGAAACUGACAAGCAAGCCGUUCGGCGUCAACAUCACCCUGCUGCCGGCGUUUGUGCCGCCAGACUACGAGGCGUACGCCCAGGUCGUCAUCGAUGAGGGCAUCCGGAUUGUCGAGACUGCGGGGAACUCGCCGGGGCCGGUGAUUUCGAAGCUCAAGAAGGCCGGUUGCAUCGUGCUGCACAAGUGCACUACCAUCAGGCAUGCCCAGUCGGCGGUGAAGCUUGGUGUCGAUUUCUUGAGCAUUGACGGGUUUGAGUGCGCUGGCCACGUCGGCGAGUCGGACAUCACCAACUUCAUCCUUCUCAGCCGGGCCCGGCAGACCCUCAACGUGCCCUUCAUCGCCUCGGGCGGUUUCGCCGACGGCCAGGGUCUCGCGGCAGCCCUUUGCCUAGGCGCCUGUGGCAUCAACAUGGGCACACGCUUCCUAUGCACGGUCGAGAGCCCCGUCCACCACAACAUCAAGGAGCAGAUAGUCAAGGCGCAAGAGACCGACACGGCGCUUCUGCUGCGCCGCUGGCGCAACACCACCCGCCUGUACCGCAACAAGGUCACUGAGCAGGCGCUCAAGAUCGAGACUGAGACUAAGACGGGCGAGUUCUCUGAGGUUAUGCCUUAUGUCAGUGGGAAGCGCGGCCGUGAGGUGUUUAUCAAUGGUGAUCCGGAGCAUGGCGUCUGGACGGCUGGCCAGGUGAUUGGGUUGAUUCAGGAUAUUCCGACGUGUAAGGAUCUGGUGGCGAGGAUUGAGAAGGAGGCGGAGCAGACGUUGACCGAGAGGACCGGGCUGUUUGCCCCGUCGUCGAAGCUGUAG